AUGGCUUACACUUUCUUCCCGGUCUUCUUCAAAACAAAAAGUAUGAAAUCUUAUCACACAAUAUUUGUUCGGAAGGGAGUCUAAUGAACAUGAGUGUGUACAGCAACCGUAAAUGUGAAUGUAAAUGCAGUUUGAUAAAAAAAAGUAUCCAAACAUGGUGCCCUUAUCAGUUUAGUUCGGUCGCCACAUGUCGACACAAAUGCGUUGUCUACUUUUACUAUGUUUCUCUGCUGCACAGUAUUUCAUAAACGUCACUGCUUUUCAAGACGGAAUUAUAUUUACCACGCCGAACUAUCCAACGCCUUAUACGGGGCGGUUGUCCCAGUGAGUUUAUCCGUCAGAUGGGAAAACCAAAUGUAAUUGCCAAAAUGAAGUUCAUAAAUUAUUGUCAAUUGAUGAGCUAUUUUUCGGAAACCAUUGCUUUUUUGUCCACCGUUUGUUUGAGUUGUGAGGUGCCACAAACGAAACGGACGCGUGAUCCCUUCAGCCGAAUGCAUUUUGCGUGGGUUUUGUCACGUUCAAUCGCCGGAGCGAGCACUUGGCGGAUGGGGAUCAGAGAAUGAUUAUGAAAUCAGAGCACAGCACUCUUUCUGUCAAUUUUCGGUUAGAGGGAUAACUAAUACUUGAUUGGAAGAUAACAUUUGCAAGACCUCAUUUCCAGGAGAACAACUUUAUCCGUGAAUGAUUCUCAGGGAGUUGCAGUGGUGUUUGAGCAGUUUCUUGCAAGUGCACACGAUUGUGUGAUAGCUUGUCCAAGUACUAAUGACGGCUGCUCAAGGUAAGCUCUUGAACAAGUGUCUCUUUUUCGAAAACAAAGUCGAAAAUUCAGUUUAUGCGGCGACGCUAUGGAUCACGGGUUGGUUCCGAAAAUCUUACGAGUUCCUGGGAAUGCGACAGUGACGAUUGUGUCUAUAGAGCCAAAUGACGGGUUCCCGCAUGCUGGAAUUGCAGCGAAACUUCUUCCAUAUGGUACUCGAAGCACUUGAGAAACGGGAAAAACUAAAAGAAAACGGUUCAGAUCUUAAAAAACCAUCAUUUUUCAAUUGUAAUGAUGAAGUGGAUUUGUCAUCUGGUGAAACUUUUUAUCUGAUUUCUCCCAACUAUCCAUCAGCUCCCACGGAACCAAUUUCCGGAUGCAAAAUAAAGUUCUCCACAUCUGGAAUUCGUCAGGGAAUCCGCCUGGCGGCUUAUGACUUUUACACGGAAAAAGAGGAUGCUAUGGAUGUCUCGGGCACCAAGAUUUCGUAAGUUUGAUAUUUCCGAGCACAGAGCACAAUCUCUCAAUCAUCUUUUUGCAGUGGAUUCGUAACAGAGGACGAGCCCGGUGUCUAUUAUUUCGAAAAUAAUGCGCUCGUCAGUUUCAAUAUCACGCAACAGAAUACAGUGUAUCCGGAGAGAUUCUACAUUCUGGUUCAGUCUUAUGAAAGUGCGAGAAUUUUAGGGAAAAAAGAGGAAUACUGAUUAUUUUCAGUCAGAUCAACUGAAGGAACUUGUUUUAACACUGGAAAUCGUGACCUGGCAUUGAAUGAUGUCAUAGUAUUAGGCAACGGGCAAUUUGGAACAAAUCCAUAUGCAAACAACUUGAAUUGUGCCUGGAAUUUUACUCGAACACCAGGAACUUAUAGCCUUUUCGCACUAGGUAUGUGCAAUCAAUAAGAAGCUCAAAAAGUUUAUUGAAUCACACAAAUUAGUUCAUGAAAACAAACAAUUCUCAUAAAACUAGCAUAAAAUUAAAGUUCCGUAAAAGCAAAAAAGAAUUGCAUCGACCGGGAAUCGAACCCGGGCCGCCCGCGUGGCAGGCGAGCAUUCUACCACUGAACCACCGAUGCUACGAGUCUCUUACCCCUCUACCCCAAGGAUAGCUGGGCCGACGGCGGCCGCUUGGCGGCUGCCGCCAGGAAGAGUGUGUUUGUGCGUCUGUGUGUUCGCUGGCCGUUAUGGAGGGGGAGAGAGGGGGUUGUUGUGGUCUUUUGCAUGCAAGAAUGGGAGUUUAGUGGAAUGUUCCUUUAUUUUUCUCCUGUUUAGUGAUAUCUUUUCGCCAUUUGGUCAAUUUGAUGGCACGUUUUCCCUUGAUUUUGACUCAAACUUUCAUAAUUUGCAUAGUUUGUCUCAAUUGCUCAAAACAUUUUCCAGCUAUUGAAUACGAAUCCGAGAAGUGCUGUGAUUUCUUGACAAUUGACGGCUUGUCUGUUUAUGAGGUAUAUCAAUAUUCCGACCGUUUCCAAAAGAAUAAUACUGUGGAAGUUCAGUACAUCUACCAAGGAUUUCAAUAUUCCAAUCUAUUCUUCACCAACAGCCGAGCUAUCAGUUUCCUGUUCCAAUCCGAUCCAAUUGUCGGAGCAACUGGUCUAAAUGCAUCUCUACAACACAUUGGCAAGUUCAGGGCUGUAAAUCUCCCCAAUCUACACUUCAGACUGUACAUGUCCCCAAUCUACACUUCUUGUCAAAAAUGGAGUACUGACCUCUCCUGGCUAUGCAACCACCAUUUCCUAUUGUCCCAAUCUUCUCUGUCAGCCAAAAGUGGAAUAUCAAGAUGACUUGUAUGACCUUCAACUGCAAUUUCUGGAUUUCAACCUCCGCAGCUAUACACUUGACAAUAACACGGAUUCUUUGUCAAUUUUCGACUCGUACGGCCAUCCCUUAGUGCAAAUGCAACCAUAUUAUUUGGGUUUUGAUAGUUUUUGGGCCACCGUAUCCCCAGUGACCGUUCAGUUUAUCUCCCAUAACUUGGCAUCGUUUCCAUUAGACCAAAUUGGAAGAGGAUUCUCUAUUGGUCUGAAUUUAGUAAAAAGUUUGUGGAAAUAGUCAAUGAGAGUAAUUUCUAUAAGUUUUUUAUUCCAGAAGACUAUGUCAAGGAAAGUGUUGAUUUUAACGACGGAUUUAUCUUCAAAGACAUUUCAAAUCUGGAUCUGAAAAGUGGAAAAACGUAUCAGUUUUCUGUAAAUGGACGGCAAGGGCAUAAGGUUUCUUUUCUUCUUUUCACAUGAAAUGCUUAUUUCCACACCCCUUUCAGAUUUUUGUAUAUUUCUUCACUAAAACCACAAGUCAAGUGUUCGUCGACAUUUUCGACGGCGAUUCCAUGGACGCCGAUCGCAUUGAUAACAAGUCAGUGAUCACAGACCAAACCAAAUAAUGUUUUUUGAUCCAGAGCCUUGUAUUCGAACAUUUUCGAGAAUGGUCCAUCGAUGGUUCUGAGCACAACCACUGAAAAAGCAAUUAUUAAUAUCCGAGGAAAUCCAACAUUCUUGAAUGCCGGACUCGAUUUCCAGGCAAUGAUAACGGACUUGGAAUUGGGAAGAGAUUGUGAACCACUUGUUCAUAGCUUGAAGACGGUGAAAUCUGCAUCGGAUACCCAUCUCCAGGGACAGAAUUGCUACAAAGUUAGUAUUUAGAGGAAAAUGUGCUCAAAUUAUUUUUCAGGUACUACAUUUCUCGGAUAGCUCUUACAGUCAAAGCGCGUUCAUGAAUCUCUGGCUGUCCAAAAACAUUCCGAUGCAGAUUUAUUUGGGAUUGACUACCUAUUCGGAUAUGUUGAUUGCACAGUAAGUUCAUCUCAAGUUCUCAGAGGGUAGGAAAAUAGAGCACAAACACUUAUUCAUACGUUCCUUCUCAUUAAAAUGUGUUGAAAACGCAAUUCGGGUAGUUUUGUGCGACAAUAACUCGUAAGAAUCUGCCAGAAAGCUUUGGUAUUUUGAUACCACAGUUGUCAUUCGCACGUUGAGAGAGGAACCUAGAAAAUCUGUUUUUCUCAACAGAAACACGAACGAUCCACUGCCUCAAGACUUAUUCACAAACUAUUUGGUUCUCAAAUUCUCCACAACUGACGUCAUUUCCCUAUCCUACUCCUGGGAUGUUUCAAGUAACAAACCUUAUCUAACUCAUUGAACCAACCGUGUUGCAGAUGGAAUUGUAGCCCGCACAAUGGGCCAAAACGAUACCGUCAUCCUUAUGUCUGAAGAUUAUGGAAAAUCCCGUUCCAGUUCCGUGAUUCAACAGUUUUCAGUUCAACUGGUAAGAUCUUCGAAUGGUUCAAAAGGCGAAACAAACAUUUUUCAGGAAGGAGAAUCAGACGUUCAGACAGGACUGACAAUUGACUUUUUGGCGGAUUCUGGAAAAGGUUCGGGCACUUUGACCUGGUCGAGCUAUAAUGGCGAAAUAAGCAAAGAGAGGUAAGACAAGAAGGUUAUUCUGGGAAUCGGGGCUGAUAAGACAAUCUAUCUCAUCAAAGAACAAUCAGGAAAAAGUACAAUAACAAGUUUUUGUGAUUAAGAUAAGAUUAUGAUUCUUGGAAGUGGAUAAGGAAUAGAGAUGUAUGAACUUUCAUGUCACUUUUUUGCAUGAAUGCAUACUCUGGAAUCUUAUUUUAGAAAUUUUGCAACAAAUUUGUUCAGAACAUGUUUUUUUUCAGUUUUACCUCGGCCAAGCAGUCCCUAACCUAUCAAUCGUGUGGAAACAAACUGUUGGUGGAUUAUUCCUCCCCAGGUGGUGGUUCCGACAACGGAUUGUAUGUGAAAAUUACUAGAGGUUCGAGGAUUGAUCUCUGUGAUCUAAUAUCAAUCUAUUUCCAGCCGAUCUUCGAUGUUCAUUCACUUCUUCUCAUUCAUCUAUUUUGGUUCUUCUCACUUCUCUUCUUGUUCUUCUCCUUCUUGCCCCCUGA
Caenorhabditis sp. 36 PRJEB53466 is the source of this 4657-nucleotide messenger RNA. The record is from the annotation of a GenBank genome assembly. Lineage: Eukaryota; Metazoa; Nematoda; Chromadorea; Rhabditida; Rhabditidae.